Molecule: messenger RNA, 1603 nt
Organism: Psammomys obesus (fat sand rat)
Lineage: Eukaryota; Metazoa; Chordata; Mammalia; Rodentia; Muridae
Gene: Ubxn11
Product: UBX domain protein 11
Exons: 15
Coding region: 78-1592 (504 amino acids)
Biological process (GO): proteasome-mediated ubiquitin-dependent protein catabolic process
Molecular function (GO): ubiquitin binding
Source: RefSeq, a predicted model, not a curated record
GACAACAAGAUGGCGGCCCUGCGGGACGGCUCGCUCGCCCUGUGGAGUUCCUGACAGCGAGCCUCGAAACUAGAGCGAUGAGCUCACCUCUGGCCUCUCUUAGCAAGACGCGGAAGGUGCCCCUAGAGCCGGAGCCUAUAAAUCCUGGGAGGCGAGGGAUAAGAAUCUACGAAGAUGAAGAUGAGGUGGACAUGGUGAAAGAUGCGCAAGACACAGAAGAAAAGAUCUCGAUCCCUUCCUGCUAUGGAGGCAUUGGUGCCCCUGUCGGCAGGGAAGUUUCACCAUUCAAUGAUGACUCGGGGCCUAUGUCCCCCCUGCCCGGGAAGCUUCGGGAAAUGGAGAAUCAGUUAAAGGUCCUGAAUAAUGAGCUGCUGGCCAAGGACCAGAAGAUCCUGGCCCUGGAAGAGUUGGUGCAAACCCUGCAGGAGCAGCAGCAGCAGCAGGAGCAGCAGCAGCAGCAUCAAGGAGACAGUGCAUCCCUGAAGCGGCAGGAGGAGCUAGAGACACAGUGCAUUCAGCUGCAACGGCAGGUUGGCGAGAUGGAGCGGUUCCUCAGUGAUUAUGGCCUGCAGUGGGUGGGCGAGCCCAUGGACCAGGAGGACUCAGAGGGAAAGGAAGGCGGUGAAAGUGAUGAGCGGGACUGGAUGACAGCCAAGAAGUUCUGGAAGCCAGGGGAUUCUGUUGUGCCCCCUGAGGUGGACUUCGACAGGCUGCUGGCUAGUCUGCAGGAUCUGAGCGAGCUGGUGGUGGAGGGGGAGAGCCAGGUGACACCUGUGCCUGGUGGGGCACAGCUCCGCACCCUGGAGCCCAUCCCGCUGAAGCUCUACCGGAACGGCAUUAUAAUGUUUGACGGGCCCUUCCGGCCCUUCUACGACCCUACCACACAGCGCUGCCUCCGGGACAUACUGGAUGGCUUCUUUCCCUCAGAGCUCCAGCGACUGUAUCCUGACGGAGUCCCCUUUAAGGUAAGCGACCUACGCAAUCAGAUCUUCCCAGAGGAUGGGCUGGGCCCAUUCCCAGGUGAGGGUCGUGUGGUGGGCCGCAAAAUGCGCAAGGCCACGGACAGGGUGGAGGAUCCUACAGGCUCCCGGAUGACUGCUGAGAAAUUUCUGAACAGGCUUCCCAAGUGUGUAAUCCGACAAGGCGAGGUGAUUGACAUCCGGGGCCCCAUCAGGGACACUUUGCAGAACUGCUGCCCAUUGCCUGGCCGGAUCCAGGAGACCAUAGUGGAGACACCUGCCUUGACUUCUGAGCGGCGGAGGAGCCUGGAGUCACCCAGCAUGCCUGUGCCUCUGCACACCAUGCUGCGCAUCAAAUCUGAGAACGGGGAGCAGGCCUUCCUACUGAUGAUGCAGCCCGAGGACACUGUUGGCGAUGUGCGCAAGCUCUUAGCAAAGGCCAGGGGCAUGGAUUUGGCCACCUUUGAGAUCUUCAGCACCUUCCCACCCACGGUCUACAAGGAUGACACAGUCACACUGAAGGCCGCAGGCCUGGCUCCCAGCGCAACGCUGCUGUUACGGGCUCCAAGAGUAAAAGCCUCCCUGUCCAACCCUGGCCCUGGCCCCCACCCUGGCCCAGGCUCACAGUCCUGAAUAAAGUGCCG